Molecule: messenger RNA, 1356 nt
Organism: Epithele typhae
Lineage: Eukaryota; Fungi; Basidiomycota; Agaricomycetes; Polyporales; Epitheliaceae
Exons: 3
Coding region: 1-1356 (451 amino acids)
Source: RefSeq, a predicted model, not a curated record
AUGACCGGCACUUUAGAUCCUCCUCCCGAACUGCAGUCACGGUUGAACCCGAAGCCACAAGCUGCUCCCGGAUCACCAGUCGAAAGCGUCACCCCCAUCGACGACCUGAAUUCUCCACUACACUACAACCUCGGACCUCUCCCGGAGAGCGACCUGCCUCUGCUUGACCUUCUCGACCUCAGCCAGCUCGACACCAUCCACGACCUCGACGCACGUUUCCAUCGCAUCGCCCAUGAGCUCCUCCACAACCAUCUUAUCGAGGUCCGAUCUCCGUCCCGAACAGAUCACCUUCAGCUGCUGGAGAUCGAGGUCUACCUCUACAAGUCCGGCUGCCACGAGGACCCGUUCACCCACGCCAGCCACGAGCAGAGCCAGUGCGGCAGAUGGUACUUCCACCGCCCGCCUGGGCGCACGCAUGACCCCGGCUUGUGUCUGCCGACCAUUGUCAGCUCGAACGGCUACCGGGGUGGCUCCCGCAAAGGCCUGGACCUCACCAUCGGCAGGCCCGGCGCCCAGGCCACGCAUACAUCCAAAUACUUCCCCCUCCCCGCCUCCUCGACUUCGUCCUCUAUCGCCCGACCCAAUAACGACACGAAAGACGUCCUGCGCGGCGGCAUCCUCCUCCGCUCCGCGCGCCGCCUGAGCGACGGCCACGUCAUCAACGGCCCCUCCGUCCUCGUUGACAACAUCCUGCGCAUGUGCGGGGCCAAGAACAUCGAAGACCUCGUCCGCACGCACUGGCAGUCCGACAUCCACGCGUUCGAGCCCGCCAGCGCCGCAAAGAGCGGCACCGGCGUUCCCACAGGACGCCUCUCCACAGGCAAGGGCAAGGGCAAAGCCAGGGCGCGCGCCGACCCCGAACCCGCACAAGGCCGCAUAUACCGCUCCCCGCGCAUCGGGCUCGACAUCUCGAACGCCACCGUCAUCGCGUUCGGGGGCCCCGGCAUCGGGCCUGCCAGCGCGGCGCACGCGUCCUCCGCCGCGUGGCACCCGCGCGUGCGCUUCGUGGGCCGGCCGUACCGCUUCUUCGUCUCCCCGUCGCUGUACACCCUGAACGGGCGCGGGCAGACGUUCGUGGGCGUGCACGACGCGCUGAUAUCCGCGGGGAUGUACGCGGACGGGGUCGCGUUCCGCGGCGAGCUCGUCCGCCUCACCGGGUACAUGUCCUCGACGGUGGACAAGUACUUCGAGGCGCUGCACUCGAGCGUGAAGAACGGGCUGAAGGGGGAGGGGAUGGACGAGUGGGUGGGGCCGAAGGGGAAGACCGUGCACGGGUCGCCGAGCGAGUGGCUGAAGAUGAUCGGCACGUUGAAGGGCUUUGGUGCGGUUCCAGGUGUCAAGGUUGUUUUGGAGUAG